This is a messenger RNA of Macroventuria anomochaeta, 1240 nucleotides long. RefSeq lists its product as uncharacterized. The record is from RefSeq and is a predicted model, not a curated record. Gene Ontology annotation, cellular component: P-body; Lsm1-7-Pat1 complex. Gene Ontology annotation, molecular function: RNA cap binding. Bases 319 to 1008 code for a protein of 229 amino acids. Gene Ontology annotation, biological process: deadenylation-dependent decapping of nuclear-transcribed mRNA. The transcript has 4 exons. Lineage: Eukaryota; Fungi; Ascomycota; Dothideomycetes; Pleosporales; Didymellaceae.
GAACGGACUAGACGUGCCAUUGCUUGAAAGCCUGCACAGAGGCGUGGUGCUUGGGAACCCCAUUAUUGCUUCCCACCCUUGUUCGUGUCCAAGAUGCAGGGAUGCGAAGCGGAAGUGACGAAGGUCUCCAAACAUGCCAAGCAAUUUUAGCGCGACCCGCGAUUUCGAGUUGCGUCAACUACACAACGAGCAUCAGAGGUAAAGGCAAACAAGAACGCGCGCAGGCCUCGCCAUGCUGGCAACACCUCCACAAACCUUCCGAAACCGCUAAAGACCCCUCACACUUACCGUAAGCACGGCGACAUAUAUCAACACGCCAUGUCCUUCCCCAACCAACCCCACGGUGGCCCCGCCGGUGCUCCUCCGAACAUGGCUCAGAACUUCAACGCCAUGCUUCAGCGCUCUAUGGACUCUCCACAACCUGAACAUGGUGGAGAAGUCCCAGGGCAACCGUCUUCAGGUCCCGGCUAUGGAGGCGUAUACAGCACCAGUGGACCACCACCCUCGGGCCCUCCUGUCCUUGGUGGAGGACGGCCAACUGGACCACAGCAAACUCUUCCAGUCGACCUGCCACCACAAGCGUUCCUGACCUCGGCGAUGCUCCUCGACAUGGUAGACAAGAAAGUAGACGUCCUUCUUCGCGACGAGAAAGAAUACAUCGGUAUCCUCCGCUCGUACGACCAAUUCGCCAACCUCGUCCUCACAGAGUGCCACGAGCGGAUAGCAGCGCGCAACCCCGACUUCGAUACCUCCCUCACAGAACCCGCAUGGCUGAUACACGACGUCAAAUUACCCGGACUCAUGACCAUAAGAGGCGAGAACGUUACAAUUUGCGCGACCGUAGAUCUCGACCGCGAAGACACACCCCGAGGCGUUAAGUUUGCGCCUGUAGAGCAGGUUAGGUCGUUGGCGGCACAGCAGAAGGCAGACAAGAAGGACGCAGACGCGCGGAAAGCGAAGGCGCUAAGGCAAGCAGGCAUAGAGCCUGGAUUUGGGAUGACUGCAUAGUUGAUAUGAGAAGACAUGUUUGAGGAGGAGGAGGAGAUGCGCAGAGAUCAGGGACGAGGAGAAGCACGAGAAGAAGUAUGAACUGAGGACGUUUUGAUAUGAGUUACGAAACAAAAGUAGCAUUGGGUGUGGAUUGGCACAACAAGGCUAGAGAAAAGGAAGAGGCUUGGAUAGCUACGCGGCUUGUCAUGAUACAUCAAUGAUACCAGGACACAAAUGUCCAACUGCGAUG